Molecule: messenger RNA, 1284 nt
Organism: Harmonia axyridis
Lineage: Eukaryota; Metazoa; Arthropoda; Insecta; Coleoptera; Coccinellidae
Gene: sds22
Product: protein phosphatase 1 regulatory subunit 7
Exons: 5
Coding region: 182-1153 (323 amino acids)
Molecular function (GO): protein binding
Source: RefSeq, a predicted model, not a curated record
UGACAGAUGUCAUUUAAACAUCAUAUCAACAAAAUAAUAAUGACAUCCUUAAAUAAACCAUUCAAUUGAUAUAUUUUGCCGAACAAUUUAUGAAUUGCCGCAUUAGUAAGAUUAUAAGAUCUAAUCUGAUCUGAUCUAAUAAGAUUCUAUUCCAUAUCGCAUUUAUUUGUUGAAAUAUAAAAUGUCAUCUCCUAAAGAAAAAAUUGAGGGAGAAAAACAUGCCGAAAUUGGAGAUGCAGAAGAUCUCGAUAAGACUGGUGAAUCUGCAGCUACGGUAAAUGAAAUUAUGAUAAUUGACCCAGAUACAACUGAAUUAGAUUUAAAUCAUGGAAGAAUUGGAAAAAUGCAAAAUCUGGAACCUUUGCACAAUAUUGAGAGGUUGUAUUUACGCUGGAACUUCAUAAAAAAAAUUGAGAACAUUGAGACACUCACUACUCUCGUUGAAUUGGAGUUAUAUGAUAAUCAAAUUUCAAAAAUAGAAAACUUAGGUACAUUAGUCAAUUUAGAAAUGUUGGACCUGUCAUUCAAUAAAAUAAAAGAAAUUGAGGGACUUGAACAUAAUUUGAAUUUGAAAAGAUUAUUUUUAUCUUCUAAUAAGAUUCACAAAAUUAAGAAUGUGCAGCAUUUAAAAAAUCUAGAGUUGUUAGAGUUAGGUGAUAACAAACUGAGGGAAAUAGAGAAUAUUGAAGAUAUGAGCUCUUUAUCUUAUCUUUAUCUAGGAAAAAAUAAGAUAACCAAAAUUCAAAACCUAGAUACAUUAACUAACCUCAAAUGUCUCAGUUUACAGAGCAAUAGGUUGAAAAAGAUCGAGAACUUGGACAAACUUGUCAAUUUAACUGAGCUUUACCUAUCUGAAAACAUUCUCACUAAUAUUGAGAAUCUUGAAAAUAAUACAAAGUUAGAAACUUUGGAUUUGGCCCAAAAUAAGAUAACAUCCAUUGAUAAUUUAGGGCAUUUAACUGAACUUGAAGAGUUAUGGAUGAAUGACAAUGAAAUAGCAGAUUGGGCAUCACUUCAAAAUUUAGAAGAGAACAAAAAACUAGCAACAGUGUAUUUUGAGAGAAAUCCAUUUGCUCAAGACCCAAUGUAUAGGCCAAAAUUAAGAAGGAUUAUUCCAUCACUGACCCAAAUUGAUGCUACCCUAUGCCAUUAAAAAGUCCUUGGUUUAUUGUUAACUUAGUCUAAGAUCAUGAAAAUAUUGUUUUCUCAAUUUUGCAAAUGAUAUUGAAGAUUAUUGUAAACUUCUUAAAUAUUUUCCCAAAUAAAAAGUAUUCAAGGAAAAUA